CUGCACGGUCACACCGACGAAUGUGAGUGUGUGAGAAGGGCUCGGUACUGUCGGCGUGGUUCCGGCUGGAUUCGUUUUGCAGGCUGUUUGGGAGCAGUUAAACCGGGCGCAGAGCCUACUCUGAAGAAUGUGCAGUUUUCAGGAGGGCGGAGACAAGCCUGCUUUCCAUCCACAGCGAGGGACGCCGCUGUCCGUACGCAGCCGUACUGCGCGCUGCUGCUGCUGCUGCUGCUGUGGAGGCUGCAUAAUUAAGUUUACAACAGGAGACAGCGCGGAUCUCUCUCGCUUCUUCUGGGCCACAAUGGGUGAAUGUUUUUCGGUCUCACAGCACGGCAGGCAUUUCCCCCCGAUCUGCCGAACUAACCGGAGUCGUCCGUGGUAAAGUGAGUGGCACAAGGACUCGAACAAGUGACCCACCUAACAUAGUUCUAAGUGCGGCUGUUUUGGAGAGGCGCAACACUGGAACCGGGAGGAACCGCCUGGAGGUGGAGGGGGUGGCUGCACUGAUCCUAUACCAGUCCUGCACGCGAUGUUAAAGAACAACUACCGUUGCGGUUUCACCUCGGGGUGGCUACGAAAAGUGGACUGUCCGGUUUGUUUUCCCCAUCUGCUCCCAGCUUGCGUGGAACAAAGUGUGCUCUCUGUCACAUAAGCCGCGCAGUGAGGUAGAUCCAGGAGGACUGGCAGCGUCGGUUUCCAUUUGUCUCUCUCUCUCUUAAAAAAAAAAAGAGUUCAGCUUCUCCAGAAAUCAUGAGGACCACCGAGGAGACGGAGGGCUUUGACGGCGAGGCCUCCAACACUUCCAUGAUCUCCGGGGCCAGCAGUCCCUACCAGCCCACCACCGAGCCCGUCCAUUCGCGGAACGUUUUUGGGGGGAUAGUGUGCGACAUGGAGUACCUCAAGUCAUACUUGGGGAUUUUAAAGGUGGUUGAAGUGGUCCUUUCACUCAUCGGCUUCAUCUGCAUAGAAACUAUCAUGAUGUGUUCCCCCUGUGGAGGGGUCUACUUCUUUGAGUUUGUCAGCUGCAGUGCUCUUGUGGUGACAGGAGUCCUCCUCCUGAUCUUCUGCCUCAACAUCCACACCAAGGUGCCCCACGUAAACUGGAGCCUCACGGACCUCGUUAACACAGGUGCCAGCACCCUGUUUUUCUUCUUGUCAUCUCUCGUGCUCGCUUGCAUCAAUCACAACACUGGAGCUGAAAUAGCAGCAGUGAUUUUUGGCUUCCUGGUGACUGUCGUGUACGGAAUAAACACCCUUCUGGCAGUGCGGAAGUGGCGCCGUGGCGCUGGGUGUCAGGGGGUGGCUCAGGCCAGCGAUUACAUUCGGGCACGCACGGCAUCGCGUGGCGAGGUGGAGCCACGACCUGAGCUUGCAUGAGUGCUGGCAGACAAUCAGGAAGACUAAGAGAAAGCCAUGCUACCAGCAGCUGACUCUAAUGGAAACAGCUCUGCCUUCAGAACAGUAUUUCCACUCCAGUGAGACAGCCACCUUCGGCUCACCGCACGCUUUUGACUUCUCAUCACAACACUUCAGCUGUGAAUGAGGCUCCGUGGCUUUGUUCAGCAGCCGUCCUGGCUGCUCCUGCUGACACAUAAACACUUAAGUAGAAAACCCUGGUCACAUUUGACGGUGUGCUUUGUAAAACCCUUCAUCUACAUGUUUUUCUAAAGCAUUUUGAAGGACAACUUCCCCUGAAAGGCUACAAAAAGAAAGCCUGACUUCUCCCCAGCUGUGCACCUACUCUGGCUCCAGUAUAUGUGUUGACUUUUGAGCACGCUUUGUCUUUCACUGUGAAUGAAGUCCAGUAAAACAAGGUCAGCUUUUGUACAGUCUGCUUAUGUCAUGCCGCUGAAGUCUGUGGUAAUAAAUGUGAUCAUGAAAUGAGGAAACCAGCGGACCAGCAACAAACCCUAACCUGCAGUCCAACCAUGACUUCAUUGUUCUUUCUCACAGUUUUUACCCUCUACCUUUGAGCAAGCCUGACAUUUAAUUUUUUAAUUAUACAUGCGCUCAUGAAAGUCUCCUUGUCCUUGUCUUGGCUAAUCUUACACAUCUUACUUUUACACAUGACUUUUAGCCACUAUUGCCAUACUGCAUUUGCUGUCAGCAUUUAUGGAGUAAGUGCAGAUUACAUGCACUACAUUAGUCCACAACACUUAAAAUGGGGAAAAAAUAACCAGUCCAGUCCAGUUGGUUUGACACAAUAACAGGGACAUAAUUUUUAGCAGAGCUUAAAAAGUUUUACUUAUAGAUGUGUGUUAGGCCUACACUGUGAGCCUGGAGGAGGUUAUAUCAAGCAAUGAUAAGGUAAUCCGUAUCUUAAUUUUGCACACGUCCAACACUUCAGGUAACACAAAUCUUAAAAGUACAUCAGUGAGAUUAAUUUUAAAGCAAACAUCAGUAGAUGGCGUGGUUGAGACCAAUGUCAUUAGCCUAUACACUGCUUCUCAGGUACUGACCCUCCUAUAUUACAAAAAAAAAUCACAGGGUGCCUCGACCUAAACACUGUGUUUCCUAAUGCCUUUCUAAAUAUUAGACUUGAUGAGUCUGUGGGGUGGAAACAUGGUACAUUUAGCAAAUCUGUGGUUGAUUGAAAUGUUUGUAUAUGUAUCUACAAUGAUAUUAUCCCACAUUUCAUGUAUUAUGAUAUCCCUAUCCUUCAUUACCCUUAUAGCAGCCUCUGCAAAGCCCAUCCAUCCAAUACUGAUUUCUCUUUAAUAUUUUUCAGUUGGUCAGUGCACCUGAAGUAAACAGGAAGUUAAACCUUUGUCUACUUAUUUAGCAUCUGAUCUUCUUUUAAUGUACACUACAGUUAAGACCUGAACCUUAUUCGGGCAAGUUGACUAUGGCCCCCUCUUCUGGUCUUUAUAUGAAAUGUAUCUUUUUGUUGCGUCAGUGGAUCGGGUGUAUAGUCAGAUGAUUUUACAUUAGUGUGUUUAUAAGUGAAGGACCAGAAAUGUAUUUGACUGUGGAUUUUUUUUUUUAAAUUAAGACUAAUAAAUGCCCUGAAGAUGCUUGAUUAACCAGGCAUUUCUUAGAUUUUAAAUAACUUAUGUUUUAAUGCUGUUUCUCUUGGUUUGGUGAUUGACAUAGACGUAUGAGAAGACAAUCUUGUUCGUAUUUAUGUGUGUGUAACUUACUUUGAUGGAUUUGUUUUUGAGUAAUACUAUUACCAUGUUCACUUAAGAAUUUGUACAGCAACAAAAUCACGCUAUUGCAUUAUGCUAUUUGGUCAUAUAAACCGACCAUAUUUGUCAAACGCUUAUCAAGCUGCAGCUCUCUCUGUGUACGACUGUGCUGCAAUAUGUUACGAAAUUUGUAUUUAUGAGAAAGAAAAGGCUUUCUGCUGGUUUGCAGGUCGUGACAUAAACGGCAAACAAUGAUCCGAUCCCGAAGAAGUGUGGAGACUUCACACUGGUUUAUAAUGACAUUAUUGAAAUGAAGACAGGUUUUUAUUCAAACUUUUUUUUGCAAAAAGAAAAUCCAAAACCAAACAAAAACUAAACAAGCAGGCAACAUACAUCUACACUGGUUUUACAAAGGUGCCCGUUUAUAAAAUGGUACUGUGUGGGGAUGUUGUUCGAAUGUUUCAAAUAAACUGAAGGUUCUCCUACUUCUUGGAAAGAAUAAAUCAUUUAAAACCAUUUGGGAAUGUUUAAAAUGUGCACUUUCACAAUGUCUGUACCCGUGUUACCUUUUUAAGCCUGUUUAAGGUUAAGGUUGAGGACAAGGGUGUCAAACAUAAGGUCUGGUGGCCGGAAUUUACCCAGCAAAGACCCCAAUCAGGCCCGCUGGAUGACUUUGGAAAAUGUGAAGAACACAGUUUACAGUUUUUCCUGCCCAUGGCCAGUCACAUUACACCAAAGUAAUUAAAUUACAGAUUUCUGUAAUUUUACACAUUAUUUCUUACAAUCUAAGCUUGAAGAGUCGUGCUGAACGACUUAUUUUAUUUAAUACAACAGCAUUUCUUUACCAUGUAGAAAAACUGAGACAUAAUUUUUAAAUUGCUUAUGUUUGCGUUGAUAUUUCAAUGAGUGAAUCCACAGUUACACUUUUUACACAGAGAAACUGGAAUUUCACCGAUCCAACCCACAUAAGAUCAAAGUGAACUCUAUGUGGCCCACAAUAUAAAAUGAGUUUGACAUUCUUGCUUUUCACAGGGCAUAAACGAUCUAUAACAUCAUUGCAGGCGGGUUCAUGGAAACCUUAGCUCUUAUUUUGCAUAGACCUGCAAGGUCUUUUUCUCAUUUUGUUCAUUUAUUUCCACUCAACUUUAAAACAUGAAGCUACAGCUGUAACAGAUCCAUAAAAUUUACCGCACUGAAAAAUGCGGGAAAUGCCAUGGUGGCCAAUUCCCAGUCAUUUGUUUUUAAUUCAGUGCUGUUGUAGCACUCGUGUAGUCCGCCGUAGAUUUCAUUAACAGUCACUGUGGCGUUCUAGUGCAUCUAAUUUGUCAGUAGUGGCAGUGGAUGGAGAGAAAUCAUACAUCACACAUGCAAAUAAAAAAAACACAUAUAAUGAUUUAUAUAGCAGAUAUUUAGAAUUUCUCAAAGUAAUACUGCAUUAAAUGGUUUUAAUAAACUGCACACACAUAUGCACAUAUGAAGAAAUAGCACACAAACAACAAAAGAGCAGGAAGUCGACAAAGUGUGUUACCUUAGUAAGUGUGUCAAAGUAGCAUGAUUUCUAAUGUCUUCAAGCACAUCACAGAAACUCAUAUGAGGAAAUAAACAUAAGAUAAACAAAGGUUAUCCUCAGAUUGUAAAAUAGGCUUUUAUAAAUCUACCACAGUUGGACAGAGGUUGUAACCAGCCAACCAUUCUCUUCUUGUAAUAUAGGCUACAAAAUUUUUUAUAACUUUGUUUCCUAAAAUGUCAAAACACUGUGAAAAAUGUGAAUCAAAUUAGAAUGAAACUGAUUGUAGCUCAUUCAAACUCUGAAAAGGAGCAGACACAAACCUUUUGGGGUUACAACAAGAAAAAAACAAAAAGACCUACCAAAUCAAGCAUGCGUUGCUACGUGCUCUGGCAACCACUCUUAAAUAAGGCAUGAGCCAAAAUUAGCUUUAUUUAAUUUAGAUUUUUAAUUUAAAAACAACUUUUGUUUUUUUUACAUGAGCUCAUUUUGAGUUUGAUGCCAGUAAAAUGUUACAAAGCUGUCAUUACAGGGGCAACAAUAGACGGCAAAAUGUUGUAAAUUUGUGCAAUCCAGAAAGAAAUUUGGUGCUCAACACAUUAGGUUAAUUAGUAACAUGAUAUAUGAAAAGAGCAUCCCAGAGAAACUGAGUCUUUCAGAAGUAAAGUUAGGAAGGGGUUCACCUGAUCCAGAGAAAUCUGGACAAGGCUGGAAACCAGUACCGAAUGUUUGUGAUCCUUAGUUCUAUAAUGGAAAUCGAUGCAUGGGCUUUGGGUAGACACUAAUAAUCAAAAAUUUAGCACACAAAGCAAGAAAAAAACAUUCAAACAAGCGGCAAAAAAUGUUUCUGCAUUCUAUAAGCAUAGUUCAUUUAAUAUAGACUCAAGUCAAUCGGAAAAAUAAAGUCAAAAGGGAGCCUGGGGCAGGCCUAUGGGCUCCCCUAGUGUUAUAGUUGCACAUCUGUGAAGGCAUCAUUUAUGCUGAACGAUAAAUCAGGUUUUGGAGUAACACAUUCUUACAUCCAGCUGUGUCAGGUAUUGCCGUGCAUUACUAAGCGAGACUAGGCCAAAACACAUUCUGUACAUACAUAUUAAAUUAGGGGCAACCUAAUGGCUCAGGGGGUUGGGAAGCACAUCUGUAACCGGAAGGUCGCCGGUUCAUUCCCCGGGCCUCUGUCAGUCUACAACUGUAGCUGCCUCCACCAGUGUGAGAGUGAAUGAAUAGUGGAAUUG
Pundamilia nyererei is the source of this 5867-nucleotide messenger RNA. It is a transcript of the gene cmtm4, whose product is annotated as CKLF-like MARVEL transmembrane domain containing 4. Gene Ontology annotation, cellular component: membrane. The transcript is spliced from 4 exons. The record is from RefSeq and is a predicted model, not a curated record. The coding region runs from base 751 to 1377 and encodes 208 amino acids. Lineage: Eukaryota; Metazoa; Chordata; Actinopteri; Cichliformes; Cichlidae.